AUGACACAAUUUUUGCCUGACAAUUUAUUAGCGCUGUUCGAAGCGCGGCCACCGCUAACUUACAAGCCUCCUCCAGAUGACUUACUAAUUGAUCGGAAGCGACCCAAAAUGUCGGGUUUAGCUGAAUACGUUAAUCUUUUUGAAGAUCCAAAAGACACACCUCCAAAGCCAGUUUUCGAGACGAAAGAAGAACGAAAAGAAAAAGAAGAACUUCUGGCAUAUAAAAUUGAACAAGGCAUAGCAACAUGGAAUCCUACACAGAAUCCAAAUGCAACUAUGGAUCCAUAUAAAACAUUGUUUGUAGCUCGUAUAAAUUACGAAACUUCGGAAUCAAAGCUUCGUCGAGAAUUUGAACAGUUUGGAAAAAUUGCUCGUCUCGUUCUGGUUCAAGAUAAGAAUGGGAAACCUAGAGGUUAUGCUUUUAUCGAGUAUCUGCACAAAGAGUCGAUGUCAGAAGCUUAUAAAAAGGCUGAUGGCAUGAAAAUUGAUGGGCGUAGAGUCGUCGUUGAUUAUGAGCGUGGUCGCACGCAAAAAUCUUGGCUACCGCGACGACUUGGUGGUGGGAAAGGUGACACACGUCGCUUCCGUGAGUCGAAAGCAGCUCUUGAAGCAGCUGCGUUAGAAACAGCUCAUGGAAACCGGGAUCAUCGAUCAUCUUCAACUCAUCGUUCAUAUUCACGUGAUCGUGAUCGUAAUGGCUCAGUAUCAUCAAACUCCAAGCGACGAAGUCGAGAUCGGGACAGAGAUCGUGAUCGUGAUUCAAAACGGUUAGUCUUUAUAGAUAGAAAUUCACGUAAUGAAAAUUUAAUGAAAAUUUUUAAGCACAUUUUGGCCUUUUACACUAGCUUUUCCUCUUGA
Molecule: messenger RNA, 858 nt
Organism: Thelazia callipaeda (thelaziosis nematode)
Lineage: Eukaryota; Metazoa; Nematoda; Chromadorea; Rhabditida; Thelaziidae
Source: the annotation of a GenBank genome assembly